Messenger RNA from Grammomys surdaster, 849 nucleotides. It is a transcript of the gene Lsm2, whose product is annotated as LSM2 homolog, U6 small nuclear RNA and mRNA degradation associated. Gene Ontology annotation, biological process: mRNA splicing, via spliceosome. Gene Ontology annotation, molecular function: RNA binding. The record is from RefSeq and is a predicted model, not a curated record. Gene Ontology annotation, cellular component: U6 snRNP; precatalytic spliceosome; Lsm1-7-Pat1 complex. The coding region runs from base 128 to 523 and encodes 131 amino acids. The transcript has 5 exons. NCBI's taxonomy places the organism in Eukaryota, Metazoa, Chordata, Mammalia, Rodentia, Muridae.
GCGGUUCGAACAGUGCGGGCCCGGGUAGGGCUCUAGCGUUAGUCGCUUCGGGCUGCAGCUAGGCCCCAGGGUUUUCCUUACAGCCUUCCUGCCCGCACCGCAGUGUGAGGAGACCUGCUUGGAAUCAAUGGUUUUCUGGGGGAAACUUCCAGCAAGUCCGAGAGAAAGCCCACGGGCGGCCGGAGAGAACGGAAAGCUAGCCUUGCAUUUCCGUGCUGGAGAUCAGGAUUUUGUGAGGCUCUUCUACUCCUUUUUCAAGUCCCUUGUGGGCAAGGAUGUAGUCGUGGAACUCAAGAAUGACCUCAGCAUCUGUGGAACCCUCCACUCUGUGGACCAGUACCUCAAUAUCAAACUAACUGACAUCAGUGUCACAGACCCCGAGAAAUACCCACACAUGUUAUCAGUCAAGAACUGCUUCAUCAGGGGCUCCGUCGUCCGCUAUGUGCAGCUGCCGGCUGAUGAGGUGGACACACAACUGCUACAGGAUGCGGCAAGGAAGGAAGCCCUGCAGCAGAAGCAGUGAUGGCACUGUUCCCCUCCCCCUCUCCUCCCCAUUGGUGACCCCUAACUUGCUGGGACGCCCCUGCCCAAUACUUACAGUGUGUUUUGUUUUGUUAAUUAUUGUUUUUUCUUUUUAACUGAACGGGUGAGAGAGAAUUCCUCUGUUGAGAAGGGAAGCUAUGAGAGCCAGGAAUUGGAGAAUGUUCCUGGAUGGCCUCAGUCUGUACCUUUUUCUCACCUCUGGAGAUGGGAGCUGCAUCCUAGGCCCUUCCAUGGCGACAUGUAAUACAUUUGAGGGAUGGGAAGAUCUGUCCCGCAUCGGGAAUAAAACUUAUGAUGCCAACUGAA